This is a messenger RNA of Rasamsonia emersonii CBS 393.64, 626 nucleotides long. RefSeq lists its product as uncharacterized. The transcript has a single exon. The annotation marks the transcript as partial. The record is from RefSeq and is a predicted model, not a curated record. Lineage: Eukaryota; Fungi; Ascomycota; Eurotiomycetes; Eurotiales; Trichocomaceae.
GGCUUUCCAGUUUCGACUACGGAGUCCUGUCCGGAAGCCCUGGCCGUCGCAGCGAAGCCAGCUAUUUAUAUCACCUCCUCCAUCCACGGAUCUCGCCUGGGCCUGGUCGUGGCCCCUGGUGGGGAGAAAAGCUUGGGAAGCUUAGCAGAGGGCCGAAUCGGGCGUCUGAGACAGGCCGGUGGAGCGCACCAAUGGCACUAGACCGCCAUCGCUGCACACGCGUCGCAUCCACAGCAUCAUGGGGAUAUUCACUCGCCCAUCCAGGGGCGCAUGGGUCUGGCGGCCGGCGCGCAGUGGCUCAGGCGUCCUGCCGGCCUAUCGCCUGUCGAUCUCGUCUCCAGAGGGGGGUAGAAGUAUCAGCCCGUCUCAGCCCUCGCUUUCUCUCACCCCGGUCUUUCUUCCUUCUCAUCCAACUCAGACACAGUCCUUUCACGCUGCGGACCUCUUUCUUUUCAUCCCAGCGUCUGUUUUAUUGUUCGUCGGCUCUCUUCCCAGUCUCUCGCUCAUUCCAUUUCAUUCUUUUUUUUUUCUCUCUUCCCUUCGUAUCGCUCGCUACUCACCUGCUCAGGGGUUGGUCGUUGGAUACGGUGUCUCUGAACUGGUGGAAUCCCGUUUCUGUCCAUUAG